Molecule: messenger RNA, 1282 nt
Organism: Pollicipes pollicipes
Lineage: Eukaryota; Metazoa; Arthropoda; Thecostraca; Pollicipedomorpha; Pollicipedidae
Gene: CLS
Product: cardiolipin synthase
Exons: 6
Coding region: 187-1050 (287 amino acids)
Biological process (GO): cardiolipin biosynthetic process
Cellular component (GO): mitochondrion; membrane
Molecular function (GO): cardiolipin synthase (CMP-forming) activity
Source: RefSeq, a predicted model, not a curated record
CGAGCAGCGGCGGUGGGGGAGCGGCAGGGUCGGUUGCGGCGGUUUGGGUGGCACCCGAGGCCAUUGAACAGAACAGGGUGGCACUGAGGCUGUGUAACGGGUGACGCGGUGGAUUGGGUUGAUAAUGCAUGAAUUAUAGUAUUGCAAGAUUUUGUGACCGGUGUAACGACGAAAAUAGGCAAGGCGAUGCUGGCCGGCGGCUGUCUGCGCCUGCUGUGGCCGGCGGCGGCCGCGCGGCGCCCGACGGCGGCGGCCUGCGGCCCGGCGCGGCGGCUGGCCGGCCUCCUCGACUGCCGGCGGCUGACGGCGCCGCCGGCCGGACCUGUGCCCGAGCCGUCGCGGCUCCUCGGACUGACGCCGCUGCGCUGGGGCCGGCGCGACUGCAGCGGCCCGGAGCGACGCCGCUGGCUCGUGCGCGACGUGCGACUGACGGUGGCGCACGAGAACAUCUACACCGUGCCAAACGUGCUGUGCGUGACGCGCAUGGCCCUGACGCCGGUCAUCGGCUGGCUGGUGACAUGCCAGCUGUACCCGGCCGCGCUGGUCUGCUUCGCCGCGGCCGGCGCCACCGACCUGCUGGACGGUUGGAUCGCCCGGCGCUUCCCCAGCCAGGCGUCCCAUCUGGGCAGCUUCCUGGACCCGCUGGCCGACAAGCUGUUGGUGUCCACGCUGUUCCUGUCGCUGACCUACACGGAGCUGAUCCCGCUGGGGCUGACGCUGCUGAUCGUGGCGCGCGAUCUCGGCCUCAUCGCCGCCGCCUCCUGGGUGCGCUACAAGUCCGUGCCGCCGCCGGUAACGCUGUCGCGGUAUUUUGACCCGACGUUCGCCACGGCCCAGUUGGAGCCGACGCUCAUCAGCAAGGUGAACACGUGCCUGCAGAUCUCGCUGGUGGCCUCCACGCUGGCAGCGCCCGUGUUCGGCUUCGUCGAUCACACCGCGCUUCGACUGAUGUGGUGCGUGACGGCCGGCACCACAGUGGCGUCCGGCAUGGUGUACGCCCUGCUGAAGAGCACCACCUACAAAAUGAUGGCACGCGAUGAGCGAUCCUAGUGGGCCGGCGACCAGACUCCAGCGCCGCACAGCGGCGGAUUUUGAAACCUGUACCUCAGCAGCUGGCCGGCAGGGCGUGCAGUCCCGCAUACUGCCGGGUGCUAUGCGCGCAUUGCACGUCGCAUGACGACGCAGUACAUCGAUUUGUAGUCUUUGUCCUGGCGGACGCCCAAAUCUAGUGAACUUGUGAUUUUUACCCAGUGUACUGGAGGAAUACAUAUUUUGUAUCAUC